Messenger RNA from Cloeon dipterum, 3088 nucleotides. RefSeq lists its product as uncharacterized. The coding region runs from base 192 to 2639 and encodes 815 amino acids. The transcript has 3 exons. The record is from RefSeq and is a predicted model, not a curated record. Lineage: Eukaryota; Metazoa; Arthropoda; Insecta; Ephemeroptera; Baetidae.
UCAGAGCCGUGCCGACCCUCGGCCCGAGACUGACUCCGAUUCACACGCAUAUAUUUUUGGCGGCCGAGUGCGGAAGACAAGAGGAGUGUGUCCACGCACUGUCCACGCUGUCCACCCUCAUGACCACUGUCCACAAGGAGGACGAACUGAAUGUGCGGCGCGGAAGGCUCGCGUAAAUUCGCCGGCGGCCAAUGGAAUCAACUUUUGAGGAGUUCGCUGGCCUGGCCGAGAGCCCGCACGGCCAGGCGGCCAAAAGGCUGCUCCUAGCGGGCUCGCCCGAUGGCGACGGCGUCGGCAAGAAGCGGCGCAAGCAGUCGCGGCCGAUCCGCAUCCCCAGCCCGUCGGACCCGUCCCUCGACCUAGUGCCGGCCGACGAGCCGUGCCGCGAGUCGACGCCGCCGACCAAGUCGGCGAUGCCGCCCAUGCCGCCGCUGGACCAACCGCAACAGAUGUCGACGGCGCCGCCGACGCCCUACCCCUACGGCCUGCUGCCGUCGCUGCUGCAGUUCUCGCCGCACUUCCUGCUGCCCAUGUUGCCAACCACUCCGUCGACGCCCAGCACGCAGGCGGCGACGGCCCAGACGCCGGGCUCGGCGGCGUCCACCUCGACGCCGUCGCGCAUCUUCAACAUGGAGGCGUACUGCGAGCUGUGCAGCAAGGAGUUCUGCAACAAGUACUUCCUCAAGACCCACAAGGCCAACCGGCACGGCAUCUUCGUCAAGGGCGGCGACACGCCCCCGGCGGCCAACACCCCGCUGCCGGAGGUGGUCACCAAGAUGCCCGGCGUCAGCGUCGGCGUCCCCGGCGUCGGCCUCAGCGUCAGCGUCGCCUCCUCGCCGCACAGCGGCGAGUCGAUGGUCAAGUUCACGUGCGACCUGUGCCCCAAGAAGUUCGGCUCCGAGUACACCCUGAAGCGGCACAAGGCCAAGUCGCACUCGGAGCCGGGCGAGCGGCCCGGCAGCGCCCCGCUGCCGCACCACCAGCAGCCGUCGGAGGCGGCCGAGACGCCGGCCACGGAGGCGUCGCCGCUGUCGCCGGGCCGGCUGCGGCAGCUGGGCGUCAUCAACGCCGACGCCUUCUGCGAGAUCUGCAGCAAGGAGUACUGCAACAAGUACUUCCUCAAGACCCACAAGCUGAAGCGGCACGGCAUCCGCGACCCCGAGGACCCGCUGCCCAAGGGGUGGCCCCUGCUGCAGACCAGCCCCCUCAACCUGACCGUGGCCGCCGAGCCGCCGAUGACCAACGGCAAAGGAAGCUGCAGCGGCGGCGGCGUCGACGCGGCAGGCUCGGAGCUGUCGUCGUCGCACGAGGAGGAGGGCCUCCUCGCGUCCUACCUGCAGCCCAAGGACGAGCCCGAGGAGGCCCGCGACCUCAGCGAGGACCUGCAGAAGCUGCAGACCAUGCUGCUGCAGCUGAACGCGCUCAACGGCGGCGCGGCGGCGGCGGCGGUCGCCUCGGACGCCGUCUUCGCGCCGCAGGCCGAGCAGAACGGCCAGGGGGUGGCAUCGUCACCGCCAAGGGCCGAGUCGGCGCCGCUCGACGGCGCCGAGCGCAAGGAGCCGGCCGCCGCCGGCAGCACGCACGACACGCACGACAUCACCGAGCCACUCGUCGAGGUCACCAUCAAGCAGGAGGCGCUCGACGAGCCAUCCGAGCAGCUGCCGCCGCUCGAGGACGUCGACGCCGCCGGUAGCUCGGGCCUCGCCGCCGCCUUCUCCUCCUCACCCUCGUCCGCCACCAGCUGCUACUGUGACAUUUGCAACAAGGAGCUCUGCAACAAGUACUUCAAGAAGGUGCACAUGCAGAAGAUGCACGGGAUCGAGAUAAAGGACAACGCGUUGAGCGGCGGCGUGCAGUGCGACAUCUGCCACAAGACGCUGUGCAGCAAGUACUUCGUGCGCGUGCACAAGCAGAACACGCACGGCAUCGUGGACCUGAGCGCGCCCCCGCUGCCGAGCAGUCCGCAGGUGGCGUCGUCGAGCGGCGGCACGCCGCCGCUCGACGCAGCGGGCCAGCUGAAGCCGAUGGACGGCGGCGUCGACCUGAAUCAGCGCUACUUCACGCACUUCAACAUCGUGUGCCCGCUGUGCAGUCGACGCUUCCGCAGCGCAAAGUGGUUGCGCGCGCACCUCGUCAACGACCACGCCGAUCAGGGCCUGGAGCUGGCGCGCGAGCUCGAGCCACGCCCCCUCGCGCAGGCGCAGCUGCCACCACCGCCGGCGCCGCCACAGGAGAACGAGGACGCGGCGCCGCGAAAUUACCACUGCUCGUACUGUUCGUUCGCCACGCCGGUGCUGUCGCUGCUGUUCGUGCACGAGCGCACGCACGCCGGCCUGGCGGCGGAGAUGCGUGCCCGGCAGCCGCCUCCACCGCCGCCUCCGCCGCCGCCGCCACCGCCGCCGUCCGAGCCGAAGCAGUCCGAUCGCGACGUGUGGCGGUCGCUGCGCGAGGCGGCGCGCGAGGCGCAGGUGCCGGCCACGUACGCCGUGCCUCAGGCGCCGCCUGACAAGUUCAUCAUGCAGCCCUUCCUGCUGGAGGAGCCGCCCGACGGUACUUUUGUUCCUUCCCUGGUGUUCCUGCCGGUCCGCGAGAAGGUCAGCGGCCAGCUGACCGUGUCCUUCACGUUGACCCCCGCAUAGUUGGCCCGCGGACGGCGGUCGCUCGGCGGACGCCUGUGAUUCCCGCCCCAGCCGCGCCCCCGACACGUGUUCCUCCGUCGGCCCGCCGCCGCAGCAGCCGCUGGCACGCAAAGGUUCCUCGCGCUUUUGCCUAUUCAGAUGUUCUCGCGUUUAAGAAGAAGAAGAAGAAGUUCACAAACACUUUCACACAUACACACGACACACACGUACACCAGGGUUUGCACAAUCACUCCAACGGGAAGAAAUCUGGAUUUGUUUUCUACAAUCAGUUGUUGAGCUAGACAGGCCCUGAUUAAAUUCUUAAAAAAUCACGUUCACUGGCUCCUUGGAAAAAUUCGAGUUUAAUGAUUCAGCUUCUUUUUUAGCCUGUUAUCAGCCAAAAAAUGAGGUUCAAUGUUUUUUUUGCUUUUGGCCAAAUUUUAGAUAGACAUUGAACAGGGUUGCUCGAC